This is a messenger RNA of Mycena citricolor, 3205 nucleotides long. The record is from the annotation of a GenBank genome assembly. Lineage: Eukaryota; Fungi; Basidiomycota; Agaricomycetes; Agaricales; Mycenaceae.
UGGUCUUUAACUUUCUGCGUGGAGACACUAUUAUCGCUGUUUUCUCAGCUCAUUUGAUCAGCUAUGGAGAGUGCAACCGAGAGCGUAUCGAUUGUCCCCUGCUAGGAUCCUGGUCUACUCUAGCGACUUCAUCGACUCGUUUCUGGGACGUUUGCUGAAAAGAUCUAUCUGAAUUCCUGGGAAUCGCGAGACUGGGAUCACACCGAGCCACUGCGUUGGCCGAACUGUCCUGGUGUCGAGACGGUCAGACGGAUGCUCCGUCGGUUUCCACGAUCAGUCCCUCUCCCAUUGCCACUGAUUAGGGUUCUUUGACCUUAUGACCGGACGCCACACAUGCAUGGUCCCAGAUGCUCACAUCUUAUAAUAGACCAAAACUCCUGGAUCUGCAUCAGCAGCUUUCGUAGAGGGCGAUGACCUGGCAGGGCGCAUUGACACUCACUCCGCAGCAAACUCGCGACUCAUGCAGUAUUCCUAUGCCCCUACAGGAGUGAAAACCAUGAGACCUCAAUCAUCUGCUAUGUGCCACUCCGGUCGACUAGGCACCCUAGUUGGCCGUCGGAAAGGCAACCGCUCACUUGUCUUCUAAUGCGCUCUUUCGGUUAAAUAUCGACAAGUUUGAAGAGUCUUUGAGGCUCACAGUACGAGCCUCUUGUUGGUCCACCUUUGGGGAACAAGAUGAAACGAAACUCUGAGUGCUGAAGGCCACACUACUCAGCCAUGUCCUCCGAUUGCUGGCAUGUUCUGCGGUCCUGGGACAUAGUUUAUCUGGCACGAAUCUCUGUUCUGGAGGCUGUCAGAUCGGUCAAAACGGCCGACGGCAUACACCCUCUGACACAGGUUCUAACCACUCGGCCGCAGUUCACUGAUAGUCCAUCAUCUAAAAAUAAACUUAAUCGAAUCAAUGCAGAAGUUAUGUGCUCUGUUAGUCCGAUUUCUCAGCUUGCUGAAUCUUCUUAGAUCCACUAACGGACAUUUGUUCGACACUCGGCCUGCUUCGGUUGCAUGUCGGAUGCUACCAGCCAUUUCAAGCCUGUCCCAGCUCCCUGAUUCUUCAGACAGCGGUCAGAUUGACCAAAAUUAACAACUGACCAGAAAAGCAUGACUGCAGUAGGUCUCGCGGCGCACUCACUAGAGACUAGGUCAACUUCUUCUCGGUCUCUGGCACAAUCCUCCUGGGCUCAUGCAACUGCGAAUACGUUGUGGGCGCCAUUGACUAAUCGGCCGCUCUUCGAGCCGCCUUUGGACCAUUUUUUGUCCCAUAGGAAGAAAUUUAGGAUAAGAUCGACACAACCUAUUGGCUGCGCUCAUCUUGUCUCGCUUCGGGUUCUCUAUCCGCUUCUCGAUCUCGAGACCAAUAAUGCCGGGACGUAACCGGGGACGGCAGCAGUCGGACCGCUUCGAUGUGCAAAAAUAGCUCACUGAAACACGACGCGGCAUAGCCGGACUCGCUCAUGACCAGUUUUGGCUUCCAGAAUUCUCUCUUUUCUAUGGCGCGAGUCUCAUAGAGACGUCAUCGAUUCACUGGGAGGUCGUCUUGUCGCGACUGGAUGCAUUUUCACAGUGGCUCCCGCACGACCUCGUGAGAAGCGGACCCUUUCCACUUCACGAUUCACUACCGACGCAUACAAUAUUCUCGAUCGAUUCAUGGAUAACAACAUGUUUGGGCAAAUGAGAAACAUGUGCUGACUAGGCUCCCGUGAUGCGUUGAGUUCGCGAGCAAGGAGAUCCCCGAAUGCUUGAUCUCUAUGCCAAAUGGCUUGAAUGGUCAGCAGUUGGCUCCAGGGAAACCAUGUGAACCGUUCCUGAUGAAAAUUCGUCGUGACAAGCCCUCACCUGGAUCUUUGAGCACGGUUACUCCUCGGCGAAGGACAUGUGCGAUUGCCGGGGGUGGUAGUGACGCUCGUACGAACGAAUAAACGAUCCCGAGCGGACCGCCUCCAGGCAGACUGGCGGACCGCUGUGCACAACGGUCGUCUAGGGACUCCCUAUAAAGGACGCAAGGAGCAUGUAUGUGGACUCCAGUUCAACAACUCUCAGCGUUCCAACAAUGAUCUCUGUGUCUACAAUUCUCCGACUCGCUGCUCUCGUGGCUGUAGCUGCUGCUGCGCCAAGCAACGUCACGAGAACUGAGACCGCCAAGCGAGCCACCUGCACGGUGAAUAGCGUCUCAAGCGCAUCUAACCUCGGAAGUUGCACUAGCGUCGUCAUCGAAGCGUUUACCGUUCCCUCCGGGUCAACUGUUACAAUUGCGGCGGCCAGCGGCGCCACCGUUACGAUGACAGGAGACAUCACCUUUGCAAAGACCACUUCUUCGGGUCCGCUCAUCACAUUCAACACUGCGAACAUCAAUUUCAACGGGGGGAACCAUAACAUCAAUGGAAAUGGUGCUGCGUACUGGGACGGCCAGGGGACCAACGGGGGCGUGACCAAACCCCAUCCCUUUGUCAAAUUCAAGGGCUCAGGGACUUUCUCCUCCGUGACCGUCCUCAACUCUCCCGCCCAGGCCAUCUCCGUGGGAACCACCGCUGCAAGCGUCAUCCAACACGUCACUGUCGAUAACUCCGCCGGUGCCGCUCUUGGCCACAAUACCGACGGGUUUGACGUUAGCGCAUCAGGCGUGACGAUUUCCCAGUGCACUGUCAUCAACCAGGACGACUGUGUCGCUGUCAACUCUGGAGACAGCAUCAUCGUCGAAGACACGACCUGCACCGGCAGCCACGGCAUCUCAAUUGGCUCCAUCGCAUCCGGAAAAUCUGUCACCAACUUCAAAGCUGCCCGAAACACGAUCACCGGGGGCUUGUACGGUCUCCGCAUCAAGGUCGACGCCAGCGCCACCGGUGCCAAAGUCUCCGGUGUUGUCUACGAAGCAAACAAGAUCUCGGGCAUCACCGACUACGGCGUCCUGAUCACUCAGAGCUACCCCGCAAACGACGGCACUCCCGGAACAGGCGGACCCAUCUCGGGCGUCGCUUUCAACGGCGGAACGACAACCGUCGCGGUCGACAGCAGCGCGAUGUCCGUCGUCGUCGAUUGCGGCGCCUGCUCCGGCACCUGGGACUUUUCGGGUCUCGAUGUCACGGCAGCUGGCAAAGGAUCGAAAAUUGCGGCAGACAAGGCUAAAAUCACCGGCGGAACAGGAUUUUAGGAAACGCACAUACACGACCUUGAGAUACCCAAAUAACAGUACCGAAAAAUUGUAUCGUUU